UAUGAGGUGAGAGGCCAGAGGAGCAAGGGACAGGUAAUGGGAAGUGAGGCUCCAGUCGCUCUCUGCAUAUCAGCACAGGUGAAGCCUGAGCACUCCAAUGGCCAACACCACAGGGCUGAUCGUCACCGAAUUCGCAGGCUCGGUAGGCUUGUUGCUGGCUGUUCUCGUGGAAGUGGGGGCCCUACUGGGCAACGGGGCACUGCUGGUUGUUGUGCUGCGCACGCCAGGACUGCAAGACAUGCUCUACCUGGUGCACCUGUGCAUCGUGGACCUGCUGGCAGCCACCUCCAUCAUGCCGCUGAGCCUGCUGGCCGCGCCCCCUCCAGGGCUAGGCCGUGUACGCCUGGGCCCCGUGCCGUGCCAUGCCGCACGUUUCCUCUCUGCGGCGCUGCUGCCCGCGUGCACGCUCGGCGUGGCCGCCCUCGGACUGGCGCGCUAUCACUUCAUCGCACAUCCGCUGCAGCCAGCUGGGCGGCCGGCUCCCAGACUUGUGCUCACAGCCGUGUGGGCCACCGCCGGGCUCCUGGGUGCUCUGUCCUUGCUUGGGCCGCCGCCCGCGCCGCCUCCCGCGCCGGCGCGCUGCUCCGUCCUGGUGGGAGGCCUUGGGCCCUUCCGGCCACUCUGGGCGCUGCUGGUCUUCGCACUGCCAGCUCUCCUACUGCUCAGCACCUAUGGCAGCAUCUUCCUCGUGGCGCGCCGCGCCGCCCUGCGUCCCCCUCUGCCCUCACGCGGUGUCCGGCUGCGCUCAGAUUCUCUGGACAGCCGCCUGUCCUUCUUGCCGACCCUCCGGCCUCGCCUGCCCGGGGGCAAGGCGGUCCUGGCCCCAGCUCUGGCCGUGGGCCAGUUUGCAGCCUGCUGGUUGCCUUAUGGCUGCGCGUGUCUGGCACCCGCAGCGCGGGCUGCAGAGGCUGAAGCGACUGUCACCUGGGUGGCCUACUCGGCCUUUGCUGCUCACCCCUUCCUGUAUGGCUUGCUGCAGCGCCCUGUGCGUUUGGCGCUGGGCCGCCUCACCCGCCGCGCUCUGCCCCAGGUCCCGCAAGCCUGGCACCCUCAAGCACUCCUGCAGCGCCUCAAAGGACCCCCAGAGGGCCCCGCCCUAGGCUCCUCUGAGGCACCCCUGCAGGCCCGCGAAUUGGCAGGAGGACUGAGCCUGAGCCUGCCAGAGACCACUUGAGAGCUCCCUUUCCCGACUGGAGAAAGGAGGGUGCUAUCAGAGGGGACCCAUCCCACCUCCUGCACUCGUGGCAGCAGGUGCUCAGCCUGGACUUUUGGCUCUGAAAUGGGAGUUUGUCUGCAGUCUGGCAAGGCCCAGAGACAUCUCAGGAAUCCUGGGUGCUGGGCCAAACAUUGCACAGCUGUGUGCACAACCUACUCUCCCGAGACCUGUUUCCCCAUCAGUACCCUGCACCACCUCUGAGGGCCCCUCCAGCACAGGUUGUGAAACUCAUGGAUGGUCCCCAAGUCCAGGGAGGACAGUAGGUGGCAGGGCCCACAGCCAAAGUGAUGACCAAGCAGGGAAGGGUCUGGGGUAUAGCCACAGUAGGAGAAACCAGGGGAGAAACACCCAGAAGGACUUCCCUGACAUCUGAAACAGGGAGGGGCUGGACAAAGCUACUGAAACAUUCAAUCUACUUUUGCAAUGUCCAGGAGACAAC
Fukomys damarensis (Damara mole-rat) is the source of this 1655-nucleotide messenger RNA. It is a transcript of the gene Gpr62, whose product is annotated as G protein-coupled receptor 62. Lineage: Eukaryota; Metazoa; Chordata; Mammalia; Rodentia; Bathyergidae. The record is from RefSeq and is a predicted model, not a curated record. Bases 98 to 1174 code for a protein of 358 amino acids. The transcript has a single exon. Gene Ontology annotation, cellular component: plasma membrane; signaling receptor complex; endosome. Gene Ontology annotation, molecular function: G protein-coupled receptor activity. Gene Ontology annotation, biological process: G protein-coupled receptor signaling pathway.